Ricinus communis (castor bean) is the source of this 3101-nucleotide messenger RNA. RefSeq names its product exocyst complex component SEC10b. Gene Ontology annotation, cellular component: cytoplasm; exocyst. The record is from RefSeq and is a predicted model, not a curated record. Gene Ontology annotation, biological process: exocytosis; Golgi to plasma membrane transport. Bases 162 to 2666 code for a protein of 834 amino acids. Lineage: Eukaryota; Viridiplantae; Streptophyta; Magnoliopsida; Malpighiales; Euphorbiaceae. The transcript is spliced from 25 exons.
UUGCAUUGUAGUUUUCGUCGAAGAACAGUCUGUUCUCUCCCUUUCCUUUCUUUCUCACAUAGCUCGAUCUACCCAACCAUAGCGAAGAACAAACAGAAUACACAAACUCUCUUAGGUACCGUCUCUGUCAUUAUCUUCUGCUCAUCGAACCACAAAUAGAGAUGAAAGACAGUAAAGAUGGUGAUAAAAUUUCAAAAUCUGCAUCUGUUGGUUCCCUUCCACUGAUUCUGGAUAUCGACGACUUUAAGGGCGAGUUUUCUUUUGAUGCAUUAUUUGGCAACUUGGUAAAUGAACUGCUUCCCUCUUUCCAAGAAGAAGAAGCAGAUUCAGCAGAAGGGCAUGGAAACAUUGGUGGGAGCGAUGUGUUAGCAAAUGGGCAUGUAAGAGCCCCCUCUGAUGCCAUAAAAUUUUCACAAGGACAAUCUCCUUUAUUUCCAGAAGUAGAUUCUCUCUUGUCCUUGUUUAGGGAUUCUUGUAGAGAGCUGAUCGAUCUUCGAAAACAGGUUGAUGGAAAGCUCUCAAAUCUGAGGAAGGAUGUUUCCGUCCAAGAUUCUAAGCACCGCAAAACACUUGCUGAGCUGGAAAAAGGCGUAGAUGGGCUGUUUGAUAGCUUUGCAAGGUUGGACUCACGUAUUUCAAGUGUUGGACAGACUGCUGCAAAAAUUGGAGAUCAUUUGCAGAGUGCAGAUGCGCAGAGGGAAACGGCCGGCCAAACAAUAGAGCUCAUAAAGUACUUGAUGGAGUUUAAUGGCAGUCCGGGCGAUUUAAUGGAACUGUCGCCUUUGUUUUCAGAUGACAGCCGUGUUGCUGAGGCUGCUACAAUUGCACAGAAAUUACGUUCCUUUGCUGAGGAAGACAUAGGACGGCAAGGAAUGUCUGUAGCAUCAGAUAUGGGAAAUGCAACUGCCAGCAGAGGAUUAGAAGUUGCAGUUGCUAAUCUUCAGGAUUACUGCAAUGAACUGGAGAAUAGAUUGUUGGCUCGGUUUGACGCAUCAUCACAGAGAAGAGAAUUGUCUACCAUGGCAGAAUGUGCUAAAAUUUUAUCUCGGUUCAACAGGGGCACGAGUGCUAUGCAACAUUACGUGGCAACACGUCCAAUGUUUAUUGAUGUGGAAGUCAUGAAUGCAGACACCAGAUUGGUUCUUGGCGAUCAGGUUUCACAAGCUAGUCCCAGCAGUGUUGCUCGUGGGCUAUCUUCAUUGUACAAAGAAAUUACAGAUACUGUUCGUAAAGAGGCAGCCACAAUUACGGCAGUAUUUCCUUCUCCUAAUGAUGUCAUGUCCAUUUUAGUGCAGCGAGUUUUGGAGCAGCGAGUUACAGCUCUUUUGGAUAAGUUGUUAGUGAAACCAUCUCUUGUGAAUUUACCUCCAAUGGAAGAAGGCGGACUUCUAUUAUAUCUUAGAAUGUUAGCAGUGGCAUAUGAAAAGACUCAGGAACUUGCUAGAGACCUACGAGCUGUUGGAUGUGGUGACUUGGAUGUUGAGGGUCUCACGGAAUCUCUGUUUUCUUCUCACAAGGAUGACUAUCCUGAACAUGAACAAACCUCUCUUAGACAGCUAUAUCGCGCAAAGAUGGAAGAAUUACGUGCUGAGAGUCAGCAGCUCUCUGAGUCAACUGGGACAAUAGGGCGAUCAAAAGGAGCUUCUGUAGCAUCUUCCCAUCAACAGAUAUCUGUUACUGUUGUGACAGAAUUUGUGCGUUGGAAUGAAGAAGCAAUAUCCAGAUGCACUCUAUUUUCAUCUCAACCUACUAUCCUUGCAGCAAAUGUAAAACCGGUGUUCACUUGCUUGCUAGACCAAGUUGGGCAAUAUAUAACUGAAGGUCUUGAACGAGCUAGAGACAGCCUGACUGAAGCUGCAGCUUUGAGGGAAAGGUUUGUUCUGGGAACAAACCUUAGUAGAAGGGUGGCUGCUGCAGCUGCUUCUGCUGCAGAAGCUGCUGCUGCUGCUGGUGAGAGCAGUUUCCGUUCUUUCAUGGUUGCUGUACAACGGUGUGGCAGUAGUGUGGCUAUAGUUCAGCAAUGUUUUGCAAAUUCUAUAUCUCGGCUUUUACUACCUGUGGAUGGGGCUCAUGCUGCUUCAUGUGAAGAAAUGGCAACAGCUAUGUCCAGUGCGGAAAGUGCUGCUUAUAAAGGGCUUCAACAGUGUAUUGAAACUGUUAUGGCUGAGGUAGAGCGACUGCUAUCAGCUGAACAGAAGGCAACAGAUUAUAGGUCACCUGAUGAUGGAAUUGCUCCUGAUCAUCGACCAACAAGUGCUUGCACAAGAGUUGUGGCAUAUCUUUCUCGUGUGCUCGAGACAGCAUUCACUGCAUUAGAAGGUCUUAACAAACAAGCGUUCCUAACUGAAUUGGGGAAUCGCUUACAUAAAGGGCUACUUAAUCAUUGGCAGAAAUUCACUUUUAACCCCAGUGGGGGACUGCGGCUGAAACGUGACAUAACUGAGUAUGGAGAAUUUGUGCGGAGUUUUAAUGCUCCUUCUGUUGAUGAAAAAUUUGAAUUAUUGGGCAUAAUGGCUAAUGUAUUUAUUGUAGCUCCUGAAAGCCUCUCCACUUUGUUUGAGGGUACCCCGAGCAUCCGUAAAGACGCACAAAGGUUUAUUCAGCUUAGAGAGGACUACAAGAGUGCAAAACUUGCAUCCAAGCUUAACUCUUUGUGGACAAGUUGAUAAAGAAAUGGCAUGCUGACAUAUGUAGCUUCUCAUAUUCUUUGGUUUUCUUGCACCGAGAUGGAUAUUUUACUUCCAGCUAUUAUGACAGUGGGAACUGGCUCAAGAUUAAUUGUUCUGUUAGCUUUUAGACCAUGUUAGAGAUAUGUUCCGAGAUCAACUGUAUUCAAAGGCAUGGAGCCUCCCUUGGAUAGUCAAUCGGGUAGAAAGUUCUGUUUGAUUUUUUUUUCCUGAACCUCUUCUUUUUUCAUUUUUCUAUUGUAAAUUUCAAGCUAUUGAUGGCAAGAUGUGAUAGAUUUGUUUCUUGAUGCUCUUUUUUAGAAUUUAGGUUUGCAGUUUUGAUUAGACAAUUCCAGGGAAGAAUCUGUUGUCCUCUGUAUUCUUGUAAAUGAUAUACUUAGGGAUGAAUGACACGAAAUGGGUGAUUUUAUUGCA